UAUAGAUAUAGAUACGAACACCCUAUCUCUAUAGUUUUUACCACCAAAAUCCCCGAUCACAAAUUUUCUGUUUUUUAAUGGAAACUUUGCAACAAAAACAAGUAGUUUUAAUAACAGGGUGUUCAUCAGGGGGCAUAGGAAAUGCCCUCGCACGCGCAUUCGCAGCCCGGAACUGUCUGGUUGUUGCGACUGCGCGUGCAAUCAGUUCCAUGUCGGAUUUAAAUGGUGACCCAGAUGUGUUUUUUCUACAAGAACUUGAUGUGUUGUCUGAUGCAAAUGUUUUACAAGUUGUAUCUAAUGUUAUUGAUAAGUUUGGACGGAUUGAUGUUGUUGUUAAUAAUGCUGGUGUUCAAUGUCUUGGACCUCUUGCCGAAAUUCCUUUGGAUGAAGUUCAACAUACGUUUAACACGAAUGUUUUCGGUUCAAUGAGGUUGAUCCAAGCAGUGGUUCCUCACAUGGCAUCAAGAAAAAAGGGAAAGAUUGUGAAUAUUGGAAGUGUGACUGUUAUGGGACCUGGACCAUGGUCAGGAGUGUACACUGCAUCUAAAGCUGCUAUACAUGCGCUAACGGAUACAUUAAGGUUGGAACUGAAGCCGCUUGGUAUCAAUGUAAUCAACGUUGUACCUGGAGCAAUCAGAUCAAAUAUUGGAAAUUCGGCUGCAGCAAACUACAAUAGGUUUCCUGAAUGGAAACUGUACAAGAAAUAUGAAGCUGCAAUCAAAGAGCGGGCCUAUUUUUCACAAGGUCCAAAGGCAACCCCAGCGGAAGAGUUCGCAAAGAAAACAGUAGAUGCAAUCAUGAAAGAAGAUCCUCCUUCUUGGUUCUCUUCGGGUCAAUACUCCACUAUAAUGGCUAUCAUGUACCACAUGCCUAUAUUUGUUAAGGAUUUUCUUCUAAAAAAGGCUAUGAAAUGUUAGUUUCUAUAUCUGUAACAUGUUUUGCAGCAUACUUGUACAUUUCUGUAACAUACUCUAGUGUCUGGAUAAAUGUGUUGCUAAAAGUUGCAUUUUAGCAGGUACAUUGCUCAAAUGUAAUGACGUGUUCAUUGUUUCGUAAUGUUACUCUGGAAAUCAAGUUGUAAAGAAAAUAUUUUGCAUAA
Molecule: messenger RNA, 1099 nt
Organism: Erigeron canadensis
Lineage: Eukaryota; Viridiplantae; Streptophyta; Magnoliopsida; Asterales; Asteraceae
Product: short-chain dehydrogenase ptmH-like
Exons: 3
Coding region: 78-917 (279 amino acids)
Cellular component (GO): endoplasmic reticulum
Molecular function (GO): oxidoreductase activity
Source: RefSeq, a predicted model, not a curated record